Trichosurus vulpecula (common brushtail) is the source of this 2207-nucleotide messenger RNA. It is a transcript of the gene SREK1IP1, whose product is annotated as SREK1 interacting protein 1. Gene Ontology annotation, molecular function: nucleic acid binding; zinc ion binding. Bases 364 to 840 code for a protein of 158 amino acids. Lineage: Eukaryota; Metazoa; Chordata; Mammalia; Diprotodontia; Phalangeridae. The record is from RefSeq and is a predicted model, not a curated record. The transcript has 5 exons.
CCCUCUAAUCAUCCUGUGGAAGUUAAUAUUAAUUUAAUUAUCUAGCCUCGCGAGGAACUUUCUUUUGUUUUAGAUCACUCUUUAGCUAACGACUGGCAAGUCCUAUACCCCCUCCCCCCAGGAUAUGUCAGCAAUGGUUUGGACGACAGGUGCUCAAUCUUCUGCUUCCGCCCGGGAACUGCUGCUGAAACUGCCGGGUUCUGUAGUCUUCCUAGGGGCUCAUGUCCCAAGAGGAGGCAUUGGCGGGAGAGGGUAAGCCGAAAGCUGCCGGCGGGCGAGAGCCACCGGAAGCGGUGUCCAGGGAGCAAAGGUGGCGGUGGUGGCAACUCGAGCUGAGGCCCAGAGGCUGCCUCCGCCUGGGCCAUGGCCCUGCCAGGUGGUAACAAGGACAAUAUCAGAGCUGGAUGUAAAAAAUGUGGCUAUCCUGGUCACCUGACUUUUGAAUGCCGCAAUUUUCUCCGAGUAGACCCCAAAAGAGACAUAGUUUUAGACGUCAGCAGCACAAGUAGUGAAGACAGCGAGGAAGAUGUUGAAGAACUCAAUAAAUUGCAAACUUUACCUGAGAAAAGUACAAAUGAGGAAGAAGAAAAGAAAAAACAAAAAAGAAAAAAUAAAGAGAAACUUAAAUUGAAAAAGAAAAGAAAAAGGUCUUAUUCAUCUAGUUCUACUGAAGAAGACACUUCAAAACAAAAGAAACAGAAAUCCCAGAAGAAAGAAAAAAAAAGGGAGAAAAAAAGCAAAACAAAAAAAGGGAAACAUCACAAAAAAGAGAAAAAGAAGCGAAAAAAAGAAAAACGUUCUUCAUCUUCUGAUAGUUCAGACUCCUCUAGUAGUAACUGAGACAUCUACCCAUUCUGCUGACAUUUUAUGUUUAAGAGAUUUGAACUUGCUUCAGUAAUUAUGCUUUAUAUUAAACUCACACCUUCCAAGCAAGCAUUCCUCCACUUAUGAGGCCAACACUGCUCUUGACCUACCCAGGUUGUGACUGUGAAGUAAUAAGGAUUAUCAUAAGGUUUAGGAGUCAGUCUCGUUAAAGAUAUUCAUCUUAUUCAUUCUUCUUAAUAUAUUUUUCUUUGCUUUUAGCAUUGCUUUAGAAAUUUAUUGUAAAGUGUCAUCACAAUCGACAGAAAAACUAUCUGUAUAAGUAGCAUACCUGACUGUGGGUGCUAUUACCAAAUGUCUGUCCACCUUCCCAGGGAGCAAAUCUGGGAAAUGAAAUAUUUCCUUGGGAAGCAGAUCCUUCCAGAAAUUCAACAUCUUCCCACAAACACUGCAAAAAUCAACUAGCCUUAUAUUCCAUUAUGUAAGUAAUAGUAUGUUGUUUUUAUAGGACUAGGCUUUUUGAAUGUUAGACAGGAAUAACAUUGCGUUAUGGGUCUUUUUUUUUUCUCUAAAUAAAUGGAAUAUACAGAAAAGUACUAAAUGCAAAAGCCUUGUUCUACGUUUUACUUAAGUAAAAACAGUUUUUAACAACUACCUAGUGUGGGUUUUUCCCCCAAGUAGUUGCAGUGUUUUCUUUUCUCUUUAAAGAGCAACCCAUUUUGAGCAUUUAUUCCUAGCAUUGGUGCUCUACUUAAGACUUAAAGAUAAUAUUCUGUUAAUCAGUAUUUAUAGCACUAACAGCUGUGUUGUUUUGUAAAUGUGCCACAUUGGCAUAUGUAAAAGUGAUACCUCAGAUAACAAUAUUUGUAUUCUGGGGGAAAAUGGAACCUUCAGUAGGGUUUUUUUUAUCAGAUGGAAUAAUAUCAAAAUUUUAUGAAGCUUGUUUCUAUUAGAGUAGUGCAAGAAUUUUUUAAAUUUGGGAUUAUAUACUGUAUUUUGUCAAAUAAUUUUUAAAUGCUUUUAAAACAUUUGCCAUUAAUUCUUGUGCUUUCUUAAGUGUCCAGUUGGGGCAGGAGAAGGGAUUUGAUUUUUACUUUGUCAUAAACUGUAGCAAAUGUAUAAAAUAGUUUUAAUUAAGUUGUUGAUGAAGAAAGACUGAAGAUCUUUACCCUGACAUGUGUUUAGAAAAUGAAGAGCUACAGUGUUAGAAAUAAUUUCAUUGGAUAGAACCUUACUUUUUUCAAAUAUAAAUUAUAUGUCUGAGCAUUCUCAACCAUAAACUAGCAGACUUAGAUAACCUAUCCUCAAUUUUUUUUCUUUAAUAAUGGCCAGCGUUCUUUGUGGUUAUGAUCAAUAAAUUAAAGAUUUGUCACAUUGUAUCAGCA